Bactrocera oleae (olive fruit fly) is the source of this 1622-nucleotide messenger RNA. RefSeq names its product probable basic-leucine zipper transcription factor Q. Lineage: Eukaryota; Metazoa; Arthropoda; Insecta; Diptera; Tephritidae. The record is from RefSeq and is a predicted model, not a curated record.
UUUAUUUAUAAAAAAAUAUUAAAAGUGUAAAAGAUGCUCCAUCGAAGAGUUAAGUCCAUUGUAAGCCUCUUAAAGAACGCUAAUAAAAUGACGAACAAAAAUAUGUAAGCGAAAUAGAAACUACAACAAGUAACAUCACAAAAGUGGACAAUAGAGUAUUUUAUACGUAAAGCUUAUUAUCAGAACCGUCAAUAUCGACGAUUUUUGCAUUGAUUUUCUGCAGCAAAGAUUUCAUCAGUUGGCAGUAGCGACGUGAGCGAGUUUAGCUUGCGAGCAACAGUUAUUGAGCGAUCAAUUGGCAACAAGCAGCGACCAGUUUGAGAAGGUUUUUGGAAAUCGCGAGUGAAUUGAAUAAUUUAUAAACGUUAGCAUUAUUCGCACACAUAAAUACAUAUUUAAAUAGUAAACAAUAUAAAGUUAAAUGGAUUUUUAAACUGUUUGUCAAGAGGAAAAUUCGUUGCGGGAGUGUGUGUAGUGAAUUAAUUAUUUUGAGAAGUUGUUUUUUUAAAUUUAAAAAAUUUAAAAAUAUGAAAUUUGUAUGCAAUUUGUUAUUGUUGUUUUUGCUGUUACAAGUAUUCUAUACUUCGAGUGUUGAUGCGGCGAAUGCGAUUAAUUGUCGGCAGCAAGAAACGGUUAAGCGUGUAACACGACAAACAGCGCAACUGACGCCACAACAACAAUACCAGCAACGGCAAAGGAAUUUGCAUGAACAGCGUUCGUCCCAAACAUCCUCUGUCGUCAAGCCGGUGGUAAGAUUUUUUGUCGCAACGCCAGGGCAACAAAUGCAACAACUACAAGUCAAUAGCGGCACUGAGCAACGCAUUGCUUUCACUUCGCAGCAGCGGCAGCAUCCCGCGGCAAUUAAAGCGGUUGUAGUGAAGCAACAACAACAGCAACACUAUCGGCAAUCAUAUGGGCCGCAACAACAACAACAACAACAACCACAACAAUCAUCUUUACUCUCAUCGUCAUCGCUGACACAAUCAGCAAAUAGUCAGCAAUAUUUGCAAAGUAACAGCUAUAUGCAGCGACAACAACAACAAAAACCACAACAAGCGUACAAUAACAUUAAUUUUCUGCGGAUAAGUCAACAACCACAGCAGCAGCAACAGCAAUUUCAAACACAGCCACCGCAGCAGUUCCACCAAUCCCAACAACAACCGUUACAAUUUUAUAAGCCACAAAUAACAACAAUAACAAAUCGUAUUUUUCAAGACAACAUCUCUAACCAACAAGCGACAUCAUACCCACCUCAACCUCCGACACAGCCGCAAUUGGAGAGUACACUUAUACCCAACCAAGGCAAUGGCGCAGUUGCUCCAGUUCUCAGCCCAUUGCUUCCCUCAUAUUUGAAUGAAGAUGACAAGCUAAAUUUCACGCGAUCAUGUGACAUGUGUUGCAUCCCUGGCGAAUCGCCGUGCCAACAUUGUUGCGAUACUAACCCACUUUUAAGUGCCACUGUUUUGAAAUCAUCGGCGGGCUAAAGAAAAGUGAGCUGACGUAAAAAAGUUCUUAAGCUAUAAUAUUUAUAAAGUUAGUCAUAAGAAUAACAUCUUUAUUUAAAUUAAUAUAUAUAUAUAUAUAUAUAUAUAUGUAUAUAGUAAUAAAUUUAGAAACGAUUU